CAGAUCAGAAGAAAAGCCCAAUGGACUUGCCUGAAGAAGUUGCGUCAGCCACCUCCUCCGCCGGCGACCAUAACCAAACACGGCGGAUAAUCUGCACCACCGGCUGCGGCCGCCCCGUAAACGUGUGCCUUUGCCACACCCUCCCGUCAACUCCCAUCCCCACGGCCGCAAAAAUCGUGAUCCUCCACCAUCCACAUGAGCGCCGCCACAAGCUUGCCACCGUGCCCCUCCUAUCCAGAUGCCUCCUGAACUGCGAAAUUAUUGUCGGACGUAAGCUGAAAUACGGUCAAUCGAAGCUUCUCGAUUCUCUCCAUGAUCAAGCUUGUGAAAACCCCAAUUUGCCUCUUGGUCGAGCUCUUUAUCUCUUCCCUGGUCCAAAUGCCUUGCCAUUUGCUGAAGUUAAUCGGUUUGGUUCCUCUUGUGAUUUCAUUGGCAUGGAUGAUUUCGUUCUGAUUCUUUUUGAUGGAACAUGGAAGCAUGCCAAGGAAAUGGUGCUUGCAAGUUUACCAUUUUUAUCCAAGUUUGCCAUUCAAGUUUGUUUAGAUUUUGAUGCUGGGGUUGAUGGUGGUACUAUUUUUGACUCGGACUUGAUUCUGAGGAAAGAACCAUUUGCUGGAUGUAUGAGUACAAUGGAGGCAGUUGCCAGGUGUUUACGAGUCCUCGAGCCUAAUGGUAUUGAUAUUGAGACAAGGAUAAUUGAGGUUUUGAAAGCUAUGGUUAGUUUUCAGGCUUGCUUCUUGAAGCCCAUGAAGCCUAGACCAAGAUUAAUGAAAACUAGUACGGGAAGAAAUGACAAGAGCGAUAGCACUGACUCGGUCUGUUAAUGAUAUUCAAGUUUCUUACCAAGUCCUUUUUGUUAACAAUUUGUAGUUCUCCAAAAAAAAAAUGCAGGUACCAGUUUAAUAACCUGUUCUUUACCAUAAUGUUAAAAUAUUAUUUUUUUGGUGA
Messenger RNA from Sesamum indicum (sesame), 948 nucleotides. RefSeq names its product DTW domain-containing protein. NCBI's taxonomy places the organism in Eukaryota, Viridiplantae, Streptophyta, Magnoliopsida, Lamiales, Pedaliaceae. The record is from RefSeq and is a predicted model, not a curated record.